Messenger RNA from Protopolystoma xenopodis, 720 nucleotides. Lineage: Eukaryota; Metazoa; Platyhelminthes; Monogenea; Polystomatidea; Polystomatidae. The record is from the annotation of a GenBank genome assembly.
AAAACCUCUCAUCUGCUGUCAACUUCAGACUCGCUAAGUUGUCUGGCCACCGACACAGCCAUAUUAAGGACACGGCUUCCACCAGCUACGAAGGAUCUAAAAGCUCAUGAACAGUCAUCCCCUUUCCUCCCAUCUGCUGGUGCCGAGGCUCGCUCACCAAUAUGGAGCUUUUCAAGACUCCCGAUCACACAGUCGUUGGUGCGUCAUUCCUCAUGGAGUACAGAACGCCGGGCCAUUAAGCUUUUUACUCAGCUUCUCCGCAUCGCUCAGUCGGCCCAUUCAUCAACUCGCCUACAAUGGCAAACCUCGACAGUUUCUGCCGCUGUGACGCCGACCAUCGCCACCUCGGGGCAUGCCUUCGGCUCAGCUGCCUCGAGAACUUGUGGAGGGAGCGAUACCACCUGGUUGCAAGGCGGUGAACGCAACGAGGCCGUUUUAACGAUGACGGCAGCAGUUACGAUGGGCAACGUAGCGCCUGACGUGGCAGGCUUUGCGGAAACUGAACCCUUUGCGCCACGAGUCUACAGCCUGACUGGAGGUUCUGCGAUGGCAGGCUCGGCCAACCUAUCUUCUGCCCCGCUGGGCGGUCGAGGACGCUGGCCCAAGCAGGUGGCCCACACCAAGCCACUGGGCUUGAGUGAAACCAGCUCGGAUGAGGUGGGAGUCGAGCAAGAGGAUUGCCGACCACGCGUAGGAAUCAAUUUGGGCAUACGUAAGUGA